Molecule: messenger RNA, 1097 nt
Organism: Pararge aegeria (speckled wood butterfly)
Lineage: Eukaryota; Metazoa; Arthropoda; Insecta; Lepidoptera; Nymphalidae
Product: homeobox protein ceh-19-like
Exons: 7
Coding region: 1-978 (325 amino acids)
Biological process (GO): regulation of transcription by RNA polymerase II; cell differentiation
Cellular component (GO): nucleus
Molecular function (GO): RNA polymerase II cis-regulatory region sequence-specific DNA binding; DNA-binding transcription factor activity, RNA polymerase II-specific
Source: RefSeq, a predicted model, not a curated record
AUGCAGGACAGCCACAAGUCGUUCCUUAUAAAGGACCUCCUGGGCGAUGUUUUGAGACCAGGUGUAGGAAGAAUACUAGGUAGCUCUCGUACGGCUCAUGAGGUGGAAGAAUCAGUGAACAGAUGCGACUCCGCUGCCACUCACAACCCUGACGACUCCGACGCUGAUGACGACAUAUCGGUGGGAGACAACCGCUCCGAAGCUUCUACGCCGAGGAAGUUACAGAGCUCCUAUGAAAACGACCCUGAUACCUUGAAAGCGGACCAGAAGCUGGCCGACUCCGAGAUCGACCGAACCUCCCCCACGGAGUUUUCCAACAGAAUAUCAAAUUCAGAAUACUCUUCACCUUUCAAAGAAGAUGACCACGAGUUCGAAAGACCGGGAGAACCAAUGAAGUUAUACGAGGGCUCACUUUUCCAACUCUACAGGCCUCAUACCGAUAGAGAAAGUCAUAAAGAAGAAGAAAGUGAGAGAAGUGCUUUCGAGCUAGCGGGAUCUCUCUCUGACAGCAUAUAUGGAAGGUCGAUGGAUUUGACGAAGGGAUCGUUUCAGUCGCAACUGCUGGCUGGAUUCGCGUCGGUCAUGGCGGGAGGGUCACAGAGGGAUUCGCAAGAUCCAAACGAUCGGCAAUCUUCAAACCGCAAUGGGGGCACGCCAACCUCUGGGCGGAAGCCUCGUCGUCGUCGAACAGCCUUCACGCACGCGCAGCUGGCGUACUUGGAGCGCAAGUUCAGGUGCCAGAAGUACCUGAGCGUGGCUGAUAGAGGAGAUGUCGCCGAUGCGCUUAAUCUGAGCGAAACACAGGUCAAGACUUGGUAUCAAAAUAGGAGAACAAAAUGGAAGCGUCAGAACCAGCUCCGUUUAGAACAACUACGUGCGCAGGCGGCGAGUGGCGAGCGUGAACUGUCCGCUCACGCGCUGCCACUAGCCUGCGCGCUACUCCCACCCUACCCCGCUUACAUGCACUGCCAUCUAUGAACAGGAUGAAGAAACUAGUCUUGCAAAGAAAGAAAAGAACGCCGAGAAGUAUGCAGCAUACGAGAUUUUACAGGCGGAUUUUCCAUUAGUUUCAUAAACCGUAUGCGGGAUUCCCCGCA